AUGACUAAAGAAAUUGCUGAAAAUAAAAAUAGAUCAACUCGAGGUAUCAAUUGUUAUUGUAGUAAUAAUUUUAUAUUUGAAAUUUGUCUUGCUGACAAUAUACUUGCAUCGGUCAAAGAAAUAUUUAUACGUGAUGACGUAAAAACACUUAAUAUUUUAGACAACCGUAUAUCUAGAAUUGGAUAUGCAGCAUUUUCCGCAAUUCCGCAUAUUGAAAAUUUAAUAAUAAUAUCUGCUGCUAAGAAUUUUGAAAUUCGUAGAAAUUCAUUUGAAGGAUUAUCAAAUUUAAAAAGUCUUAAACUUAUAACUACACCAAUAAUACUAUACAGUUUUGAACUUUUAAAAAAUUUAAAAUAUCUUGAAUUAAUACCACAAGGAAUUCUUUCAUGCGAUUUAAUUUCUGAACUUGAAAAUUUAAAUGUUUUCGGAAUUAUUAAUUCUACGGAAUGUCAGUUUAAGUGUUACCGUCAAUGUAUUUCUGAUACUUUUGAUGAAUCAAAAUUUUUAUCCCUUUAUUACAAGGGUGGUUCAUUCAAAAAAGUACCAGCAAAGGCAUUUUCAUGUUUGAACAGAGUAAAUAAAAUUAUAAUUACCAGCAGUGACCUUGAAAUAAUUGAACCUGAAGCAUUUGAUGGCCUUCAAAAUCUUGAAACUCUUGCAAUAACUUGGAACAAUAAUUUCACUCGAAUUGAAAAAAAUGUAUUUAGUAAUUUCGCUAACUUAAAGUCACUUAUAUUGAGUCAUAAUUCAAUAUCAUUCAUUGACGAUGGAGGAUUAAAAACUAUAAAAAGUGAAGUGCACAAUUCAAAAUUGUCAUAUUUAGAUUUGAGUUACAACAAAUUAAAAUACAUUGAAUCACCAAUUUUUGGUGAUACAAUUAUUACGGAAUUGAAAAUAGACAAUACUAAAAUGAUAAAUAAAAAUGAUAAAUUUGAAAAUGUUCGCACAAUAUUUGCCGUUAAUGAUUUGACUGUUGUCAAUGAUUUAUCAGCCGUCCUACCUGAUUAUGAAAAUAAUUUAUCAGUUGAUUUACAUCUUAAUCUAUCACUUGAUACUGAUGAAUUGUCAAUUGGUAAAAAUGCAUUCAAAAAUAUUGAGCGUGAUUGUUCAAUAAAAACUUUGACUAUCAGUAAAUCUCAUUCAAGUGGAAUUGAAUUUUUUUAUUACACAUUUUUUGGUCUGUCAAAUUUGGAAAAUAUUAUAUUUAAUGUUGGACCAAUUGAAGUUAAUAUAAAUCUUCCAUAUCGUACACUUAAAUUGGUCAACAUAAGUAAUAAUCAAUUGUCUUCUUCUUUGAAGCCAAAAACAUUUGAUGGAAUUAUUUGUAAAGUAUUUGAUAUGACUGGAAGUGGAUACGAGAGAAAUGCUAUUUCUUUAUUUGGCGAUUCAUGUAUUGAGUACUUGAUGAUAACGGAAAAUUUAGAAUUUUUAAAGACAUGUUCCUCGACAGCUUUAAAUUCUGAUUAA
This is a messenger RNA of Aphidius gifuensis, 1467 nucleotides long. RefSeq names its product leucine-rich repeat-containing protein 70-like. The coding region runs from base 1 to 1467 and encodes 488 amino acids. The record is from RefSeq and is a predicted model, not a curated record. The transcript has 3 exons. Gene Ontology annotation, molecular function: protein binding. NCBI's taxonomy places the organism in Eukaryota, Metazoa, Arthropoda, Insecta, Hymenoptera, Braconidae.